GCUAUGAUCUCAUCAGAGAGCGACGGCCCAUAGGUUUGGUGUCCUCUAUGGUGUUAUUGUAAGGUCGACAUUUCUGUAACUAAUAGGGUUUUCUUAGUUUGUUGAGCUUCAAAAUGUCAGGUUACACCCCCGACGAGAAGCUCCGUAUGGAGCAGCUUACACAGCUGAGAAGGAAGUGGCUAAAGGAUCAGGAGCUGAGCCCCCGUGAGCCCGUCCUGCCCCCUCAAAAACAGGGUCCUGUGGCUAAAUUCUGGUCUGGAUUUCUGCAGCCCAAUACCUUGUGGAGGAUUUAUACUUUCAAAGCCUGCAAUGCUGGGUGGUGGACGUUUACUCGGCUAUUAAUACCUGCUUGGGUGGCGCAUUACUAUGUAAAAUACCAUCUUGCAAAAAGACCAUAUGGUAUUGUAGAAGUGAAACCCAAGCUGUUCCCUGGCGAUACAGUUUUGGAAACUGGGGAGAUAAUUCCAGGCUUACCAGAAGAAGAGAGCCAUGGUCAUCAUUAAACACGGAAGCAUAUCUAAACAAAUAUACUCUGUGUAUUAUGUUGUAAAAAAUAAAAAAUAAACCAUUCUA
Molecule: messenger RNA, 573 nt
Organism: Polyodon spathula (Mississippi paddlefish)
Lineage: Eukaryota; Metazoa; Chordata; Actinopteri; Acipenseriformes; Polyodontidae
Gene: ndufb6
Product: NADH:ubiquinone oxidoreductase subunit B
Exons: 4
Coding region: 114-503 (129 amino acids)
Biological process (GO): mitochondrial ATP synthesis coupled electron transport; mitochondrial electron transport, NADH to ubiquinone
Source: RefSeq, a predicted model, not a curated record